CACUUUUCAACUUGCUUCUUGACUUGCGCUCUUUGUCUUGUGUUUUUGCCAGGCUUGCCCAGUGUCACGCCCAGCCUUGCAGUCUCUCUCCGCAAUCUCGCCCGCUUUACUUUCAGGGUUGACCUUUGCUGCUGCCCGCGCCACACCUUUGGGCUUGACCGUGCUUGGUUGUUGUUUUCACGACCAGCCAUGGAGCCCGCGUCGCCAACCAAAAACCGUGUCCAACACACUGCUUCGGCCAACUCGCCCCCACCCCUCGAGGCGACGGAAAAGAAUCGCUGGGAUCGCCUCUGGCCCGUCAUUGCAUGCGGCGCAGGUCUCUUUUCGGAUGGUUACCUGAACAACAUCAUUGGCCCGGUCAACACGAUGCUGCAGAAGAUAUACGGCACUGAAUACAGCAAGAGCACGGCCCAGAGCAACGUCUCGUCCAUCACCUUCGCCGGCACCGUCGUCGGCAUGCUGAUCUUCGGCUUCACAUCUGACCGCUGGUCGCGCAAAUGGUCCCUGUUUCUGUCCACCAUCUUGCUCAUCAUCUUCGCCGCGUUGUGUGCUGGUUCGUACGGCGCGGGAGGCAGUGCCGGCGGCCUGUUUGUCGCCCUCACUGCAUACCGCUUCUUCCUUGGUAUCGGCAUUGGUGGUGAAUAUCCGGCUGGUAGCGUCGGUUGUGCCGAGAGUUCCUCUGAGCUCAAGGCCGGUACCCGUAACAGGUGGUUUAUCCUCUUCACUAACGUCCAGAUCGACGUCGGGUUCGUCGUGGCGGCGAUCGUGGCAACGAUAGUCGUGGUUGCAUGCACGGAAUCCCAUCUACGCGCCGCAUGGCGCAUCUGCCUGGGCCUAGGCGUGAUCCCGCCGUUAAGCCUGCUGUACCUGCGCGUCAAGCUGCAAGAGCCAGAAGCCUACAAACGCGCCACAGCGCUGCACGACACGCGCACGCCGUACAGCCUGGUGCUGCGCUUCUACUGGGUGCGUCUGAGCGCCGUGUCGCUGGUCUGGUUCGCAUAUGACUUCUCAGCCUACGCCUUCGGGCUCUACGCGCCAACGAUUCUGGCAUCUUUGCUCGGUGAGGACGCGCCCCUCUGGCGGAGCUUUGCAUGGAAUAUCCUUAUCAACGCGUUUUACUUGCCGGGAUGCGUGUCCGGUGCGCUGGCUGCGGAUCGCCUGGGGCCGCGCCGUACGCUGGUGAUUGGCAUGGCGGCGCAGGCCGCUGUGGGGUAUAUUAUGGCGGGCUGCUACUCAAUGCUGCGCUUGCCGGGAAACGUCGCCGCGUUUUGCGUCGUCUAUGGCAUCUUUUUGUCUUUGGGCGAGUUUGGACCUGGCGACAACAUUGGCCUGAUGGCAAGUAAAUCGUGCGCUACAGCCAUCCGCGGCCAGUACUACGGCACCGCAGCCGCGAUCGGCAAAGUCGGCGCCUUUGUCGGCACUUAUGCCUUCCCGGCACUGCAGGACGCGGCGCCCGAUGCCACGCAGGCAGGGCAAUACCCGUUCUGGCUCGCUUCGUCGCUGGCGGCGGCUGCGGCGGCGCUUGCUUGGGUCGCGCUUCCGGAGGUCAGCCAAGACGAGGUCGAAAAGGAAGACGAGAGGUUCAGGGCGUAUCUCAGAGAGAAGGGUUGGGGUGUUACGGCUGUGGAUGGUGGCGGUGAGAGCGCGUUGCGUGCUGAGGGGGGGAAGGACGUGGUUGAAGUUUAGGUAGGCUUGAGCAGGUGUUGGUGGUAUUGGCGAAUUUGAUCGGGAAGAGAUGCGGCACCACAUACCGGCAUGGUAUAUAAGACAAAAGAUAAUCAACACCAAGCACGACUGCCCUCACUUCCGCUCGCUGUGCUGCACCAUCCCGUACCACGGUGAGCCGAGCUAGGUACACCGAGCUCACCUAUUACAUACAGGAAGGCCCGGGAUUGCAUUUCACCGAGACCCCAAGCUGGCUUGCUUCCAUGCGUUGGCGCGACGGCGAAGGUGGUGGUCAGUAGCUAGAGGUCAAGGCAGUGACGGUGGAUGAUGGCAUCGGCCGGGAAAAAGUUGAGAGGAGGGCCUGGGGAGGGUGAAAUCGUUGAUGGAUAGGUUGGCGAUACUUGUGUGCAAGAACU
Molecule: messenger RNA, 2081 nt
Organism: Aplosporella prunicola CBS 121167
Lineage: Eukaryota; Fungi; Ascomycota; Dothideomycetes; Botryosphaeriales; Aplosporellaceae
Exons: 4
Coding region: 190-1686 (498 amino acids)
Biological process (GO): carboxylic acid transport; transmembrane transport
Cellular component (GO): plasma membrane
Molecular function (GO): carboxylic acid transmembrane transporter activity
Source: RefSeq, a predicted model, not a curated record